AAAAGCUCAUCUUCACCUUGAGUUCACGAACUCCACUGACAAGGCGCCUCAAAUUGACCAGAGCCAACUUCCGCUGGUCAAAGCCAUUGCACAUUCGACCCUUUCUCAUCAAUUGCCAGAGCAAGUCUUCGCAGUUGUCUGCCACACACCAUGGCACCGGCUGAAGUGAUGGAUCCUGAUGCCGAUAUCGACAUGCUCGCGGCAGACGAUAUUGACGAGCGCGAACGUCUCAUCAAUGAGGAAUACAAGACAUGGAAGAAGAACUCGCCGUUCUUAUACGAUAUGAUUCUCGGAAAAGCUCUCACAUGGCCUACAUUGACGUGUCAAUGGUUCCCGGACGUAAAAGAUGUUCCAGCGGAUAACUUUCGCACACAUCGCCUCCUCCUGGGCACGCAUACAUCCGAUGACAGUCCCAACUAUCUUCAAAUCGCUGAUGUUCAAAUUCCGAAAGCUGCGACACCAAACCCCGAUGACUACGAUGAGGAGCGUGGGGAGAUUGGCGGCUAUGGAAAGUCAGGAGACGUGGCGGCUCUCAAGUGCGACAUUGUCCACAAGAUUGAGCACCCUGGGGAAGUAAACAAGGCGCGCUAUCAGCCUCAGAACCCUGAUAUCAUCGCUACGUUCUGUGUGGACGGGAGAAUCCUGAUUUUCGACCGCACGAAGCACCCUCUGCAGCCCGCCAACCCUGGCCAGAUCAACUCCCAGCUUGAGCUCGUCGGACACAAGUCGGAGGGUUUUGGCCUGAACUGGAGCCCGCAUGAAGAGGGCUGUCUGGCCUCUGGAAGUGAGGACGCCACGAUGCGCUUGUGGGAUCUCAAAAAGCUCGAGGCUGACACAAGGGUUCUGAAACCCUCCCGAACGUACACUCAUCACAGCCAGAUUGUGAAUGAUGUCCAAUACCAUAAUGUCUCAAAGUACCUCAUCGGCUCGGUCUCCGAUGAUCAGACUCUCCAGAUCGUCGACUUGCGUUCGAAAGAAACGGACAAGGCAGCAGUUGUUGCCCGAAAAGGUCACCUUGAAGCAAUCAAUGCUCUUUCAUUCAAUCCUACCUCCGAAGUUUUGGUGGCAACUGCUUCAGCCGACAAGACUAUUGGCAUUUGGGAUCUGCGGAACACUAAGGAGAAGGUUCACACACUCGAGGGCCACAAUGAUGCUGUGACGUCCCUUUCAUGGCAUCCCACGGAGGCGGGCAUCCUGGGAAGUGGCAGUUAUGACCGACGCAUCAUCUUCUGGGACCUCGCACGUAUUGGCGAGGAGCAGCUCCCGGACGACCAGGACGAUGGGCAGCCUGAGCUACUCUUCAUGCAUGGUGGCCACACUGCCCACCUUGCCGACUUUAGCUGGAAUCCGAACGAGCCCUGGCUGGUGGCCAGUGCUGCCGAGGAUAACUUGCUGCAGAUCUGGAAGGUAGCGGAGUCGAUUGUGGGCAAAGACGACGGCAAUCUGCCUGUCGAAGAGCUCAACCAAUAGGUCAGGUGGAAGUUCGCGUUGGCUUUUGAUGCCCAGCGCCGGCGGUCUGCGUAGGGUUAUGAGGCUAGGCAGCUUGUGCGACUAUCAAAGCAGAAAUUGAGAAGAUGGAGGAUGAUUAGCAAUAGUUCGUUGACCUCCGAAAAUUUAGCUGAUCAAAACUACAUACAUGAGUCUGGUACAGCCUUUUGUGCCAGCCAGCUAGCCGUCACCUUAUGCUCACCCUGC
Emericellopsis atlantica is the source of this 1695-nucleotide messenger RNA. Its product is annotated as chromatin assembly factor 1 subunit C. Gene Ontology annotation, biological process: regulation of gene expression. The record is from RefSeq and is a predicted model, not a curated record. Gene Ontology annotation, cellular component: Rpd3L complex; Rpd3L-Expanded complex; nucleus. NCBI's taxonomy places the organism in Eukaryota, Fungi, Ascomycota, Sordariomycetes, Hypocreales, Bionectriaceae. Gene Ontology annotation, molecular function: histone binding. The coding region runs from base 151 to 1470 and encodes 439 amino acids. The transcript has 6 exons.